Molecule: messenger RNA, 204 nt
Organism: Soboliphyme baturini
Lineage: Eukaryota; Metazoa; Nematoda; Enoplea; Dioctophymatida; Soboliphymatidae
Source: the annotation of a GenBank genome assembly
CUUGGCUGUUGCGGCGUGACGUCACAAAGCUACAAGGAUUGGACGGAAAAUGCGUUGUACAAUUGUUCAGACCAAAACCACUCGCCGGAGCGUUGCGCCGUGCCAUACUCGUGUUGCAAACCGUCUGCUGCCGAUUCUCAGAAGACCCCUUCAGUGACCUGUGGCUUUGGAGCACAGGAAAAGUCGGUAUGCGCCCAGUUUUAG